Molecule: messenger RNA, 4616 nt
Organism: Orbicella faveolata
Lineage: Eukaryota; Metazoa; Cnidaria; Anthozoa; Scleractinia; Merulinidae
Product: peptidyl-glycine alpha-amidating monooxygenase B-like
Biological process (GO): peptide metabolic process
Cellular component (GO): membrane; extracellular region
Molecular function (GO): oxidoreductase activity, acting on paired donors, with incorporation or reduction of molecular oxygen, reduced ascorbate as one donor, and incorporation of one atom of oxygen; copper ion binding; protein binding
Source: RefSeq, a predicted model, not a curated record
AUGGGCGGCUUGGUAAGCCUCCGUGAGAGUUUGUUGUUGGCCAUUCUCUGCUUUGCGGUGUGGAACGAAGUGAUCUCCUCUCACAUAAAUUCACAAGCUUUAUUUGAAGAACCUGUCCUUCCUGAAACCAAGAUCAGCAUUAAGAUGCCAGGGACUAGUCCACAAGAGAGGUCGUCUACACGUCGAACUGGCUGUCGUGAGCGGUUUUGUCGACAGGUCAGGCGACAAAGGAAAAUAGAAGACUUAAAACAUGAUCAGCUAUCAGUAUCUGUCACUCCAGAUAUAUAUAUUUGUUUGAAUAAUGUGGCAUGUUCUGUUGUAUAUAUUUUAGUUCACUUUGAACCAAGUGCUUCACAGAAGACAGCACAUCACAUGUUGUUAUAUGGUUGUAGUUUACCAGGAGCUCUUCUUUCUAGCUGGGAUUGUAAAAGUGGACCAUACAGGGAAUGUGAGGGUUCUCAAAACAUUAUUUAUGCCUGGGCCAAAGAUGCACCUGCUAAAUUCUUACCCAAAGAUGUUGGAUUUGCGGUAGGAGGAAAUUCAGGAAUUAAUUAUCUUGUGUUACAAGUGCACUAUGCAUCUGUGGACUCUUUCCGAGCUGGGGCUAAAGACUAUUCAGGAUUUAUUCUCCACACCAGCCACCAAAGCCUUCCCUAUGGAGGAGGAAUAUAUCUUCUGUGGGCUUAUAGUGGCUCCAUUCCACCAGAAACAGCAGGCAUUCAUGUUGACAUGGCUUGUAAAUACAACAAACCAGAAACAAUGUUUGCUUUUGCCUACCGCACCCAUGCUCAUAGACUUGCCAAGGUAAUAACAGGUUACCGGGUCCGUAGUGGUGUUUGGACUUUGCUUGGCAAGGGAGACCCUCAGGCGCCACAGGCAUUUUAUCCAAUGGACAAGACAUAUGACAUAAAGAAAGGAGACAUCUUGGUUGCACGUUGCACAUAUGAUUCGAGAGGUCAUAACUUACAUGGUGUUGUUCAUAUGGGGUCAUCAGGCCACGAUGAAAUGUGCAAUUUUUACAUCAUGUACUACAGUAAUGCAGACCGCCUGGAAUAUUCUGGUGGAGAUUGUGGAGAGCAGGACCAUCCAGAAAUUUUUAAGCAUUUUCCAAGUGGAUCUGACACACCCUUGGUUCAUUCGUCCAACUCCAAAGCUUCAUCAGAUCAAGCCACCAGCCCUGUACAUAGCUCUGCAGUAACUCCUGAAGAACAAAGCACCCAGGCAACCGUUUAUGUUCAAGUAUCAAGUGAUUCAAAAAGUCGUGACAGAAACCAUGGAAUGGAUAUUUCUGAUUUGGAGUUUGGUGAGAAGGAAUCACCGAAGUCAAGUACCAAAUCAAACCAAGAUAUGGUUUUCGUGGAAGUUUCCAAGGGAAUGGUUUCUUCUAGCAAAGAAAUGCAGCCUGUUCUUCCUUCUGUGACUCCAACAUCUGAACCAGAUGGUCCUGUUACACAAGCUAGAGAUAAUGAGGAACAUAUCCCGGAGCUCCAUGUUGUGUCUGAUUGGCCAAGCUUAACAGCAAUAGAAACGUCUAAACUGGGACAAGUUACAGGAGUUUCACUUGAUUCCAAGGAACAAGUUAUUGUGUUUCAUCGUGCCAGCAGAAUAUGGGACGAGAACACAUUUGAUUCUGCUGAUGUUUUCCACAAUGCUGAUACUGUUGGCACCAUCAAAGAACAUACUGUGUGGAUCUUGGAUUCUGUGAGUGGGAAAGUAAAAGGAUUUUGGGGCAGGGACAUGUUUUAUUUGCCUCAUGGGCUAACAGUUGAUCAUGAAGACAACUUGUGGCUGACUGAUGUUGGCAGCCACCAGGUAUUCAAGUUCUCACCUCUAGGAAGCAACACCCAGCGUCUGUUGGCAUUAGGAGACAAGCUUGUACCAGGCUCUGGCAGUUCACGAUUCUGUAAACCCACAUCUGUUGCUGUGGACAGGAGCGGAGAGUUUUUUGUAGCAGAUGGCUAUUGUAAUUCUCGUAUUUUGAAGUUUUCUGCCACCGGAAAGCUUCUGAGUUCAUGGGGUGAAGAAUCUGACACUAGACAAGGUUCCCUCGCUCCCGGCUCGUUCUUAGUUCCCCACAGUCUUGCUCUGGACCAAGCAAAUCACACUCUGUAUGUUGCUGACAGAGAGAAUGGCCGUGUGCAAUCAUUUAAUUCAAUCUCUGGAACCUUCUUGGACGAAAUCAAGUUACCGGCGUUUGGAGGAGUUGUUUAUGCAGUGGCUUACAGUCAGAAUGCACAGGGUGGAGUCUUGUACGUUGUGAACGGGCCAAAUCGGGAUCAAGAUUUGUAUGUGCCCAUACAGGGGUUCACUAUCAGGAUUUCAGACAAAGCCGUCUUACAAACAUGGCCCUCGAAUACCGAUCAGGCUCUGUCCCAACCCCAUGACCUGGUUUCCUCUGUUGAUGGAAGUGAUGUUUUUGUAGUGGAGAUUGGUCCGAACAGACUUUGGAAACUGUCCUCCAAACCACCAACCGAUUCCUCGAGUGCAGGUGCUGCAACUACUCCAUUGGCCACUGUACCCGUUUUAACCAGCGAACAGAUUAAUGAAGGUAGUCACCAGACUCCCAUGGGUAAAUCACCUGACCAAGCUGUGGACAGUAAAGACGUCAAUUCUAAACAGGAUGGCGAUGAAAACAAGCCCGAUAUAGACACGUCUAGUCACCAAGAUUCCGCUGGUACAGACCAAGCUGUAAUGACUGAAUACAGUGGAGAUGGAAACAGGUCUCCCAGCAGUCCUUCAUAUCACCAAAAUUCUACUGGUCUGGGUGAAGUUAAUGAUACUGGAAUCGAAGAACCUUCAAAGAAGAGCGUUAUUACUUGGGUCAAUGUUACUGACCAGUCGCGCUUCAUCCCAAAAGGAACAGGCACAGGUAAAAACAGCUCUAUCAGUGGACCGCAAGAAGACUCCGUGGACGGUAGUAACAGUGAUAAUAUAACCGCUGGAAUAAUCCCUGCACUCAUCAUUCUGUCAGUUUUAGCUGUACCUAUCGUUUUCCUGCUUAUCAUCAGCAUUACACUGCGCCUGCGCGCCUACCACCGAGACAAACACAGCCAAAUGAAUGGUUUCCAUGGUAGCCGAAAAAAUCUGUCAGUGGGGAGGACACGGGGCUGGUGGUCAUACAUGAACUGUUGUGACAGACAGAAGUACAAGUUUAAUAGAGUCACGCUACAGGACUUCUACAGUGAUUCUGACAGCGAUGGGGUUUAAAAGCCUCUCACUGGUGAUUCUGGACUUAUAAAUGGAGGUUUCGUCCCUUGUCAGGCUUAAGAAGGACUUAGAAGCUAAAUAAUGGUAGUUAAAUGACAAUACAAGAGUAAUUGUAAAUGUUUUCUCGUUAACAAGCGAGAAACAAGAAAUUGGGACAUAUUAUACUCCUUUCCGUCACUUUAUCAACAUAGUUCGUCAGUAUUAGUCAAAGUAAGAUUUUCUCAUUCGGCAAAUUGACCGACCAAAGACCUAUUGACCAACCGGCAAUCAUGAUCCAGAAUCCACGCCCAACAGCUUUAUAGGGGUUCAUCAAAAACGGGGGAUCAGCCAUGACCAAGUAAGUUAUAUCUGAGGGAACGGUGGCUGUAAGGAAUUCAAGUGGUAUCGUUUAAUUCAGUAUUUUUAACUAACUUGUAACAAAUUCCAUAGUGUUUGUAGUGGAAGGCAACCUUUUCAAACACAUUUUGGGGGGUAUCGCGUUCUUGGUUUUUAAAACUUGCAUUAAAAUACGGUUGUAAGUUGAUAUGGGCGUGUGUAUUCUCUCUGUUAGGUUGUCAGUGUCAGUCCAGUACUUAAGCAAUGACCACACAGUUAUUAGACUGUAGUAGUAGUACUAGUUCAUAAGUUCUGUAUGAACAAGUUUUUCACUUGUCCGAAUUAUUUUUGGUGAAGUAGUUUUGCAGUGUCUGUCAAUGUGAUCACCUCGGAUCAUUCACGAAGAGAAGAAACUCGCAUGCAGCCCGUGCCAAGCGCAGGAAAACCCGCGUAACAUGAGAGUAUGUUUGCUUGUAAUUGGUUAGCGUGUGUAGCACGAGCGCUAUAAUUCAAUUACAGAACACAAACGAAAAGCUAAAGCAAAAUACAUAGUUGAGUUUGAUAGUCAAUCAAAAUUGCUGUAGAGGACGUAAUUCAUUCUGAAAUGUUGUAUAGUCUACUUUCUGUAAUACGUAGGCACUCCAAACUAAAUGGCUUGGCCAGCUUGGGAGGGUAAAAGCAAAUCGAUGCAGUAAUUUCACGAGUUCGUCCAAAGUGUCUGCCGCAAAGGGGAGUUGCCGCAUUCGAUAAAUUGUAAUAUUGUCAAUUAGCACGUUGUUUCUUUACCUGUAAUUCAGUUUUUUGAUUAAGAUUUUUGUAACCAAAAAAAAUUCUUUUUCACUAGUGAUGCAAGCACAAGGGUCUACGCAAACAAAAACCAAAACCGAAGGUGAAAACAUUUCAGCAGGAACGUUCAAAGAUCUCAAAUGUUCGAAGUGUUUUUAUUCUUGUGGCUGUACUUGCGUUGCUGAGUGUUUGCGUGGACUCUUGCGCUUGAAACCAGAAUUAACAGUUGUUUACCUUAACAAAAAGUCAACGCAAUAAACAUGGUAAAACAUGUCUUAUUUUAUUAAUAAAACAUUCUUUAUAGAGUU